AUGUCAAUGAUGACAAGUACACCAACCAAGAGAAGUGUUAAACUUGAUGAUAUAUGGCCUGAAUUAGAGGAAGGAAUUUAUAAGAUUAUAACAGAUUUAAAUAAAGGUUUUCCAAAACAAAAAUGGAUAGCAUUAUAUACACAUGUUUAUGAUUAUUGUGCAGCAUCUCAAUCAAAAUCAAGUGCAAAAGUUGGAAUGCCAAAACAACAAGCAUCUGGUGCAAAUUAUGUUGGUGAAGAUUUAUAUAACCGAUUAAAUUUAUUUUUAAAAAAGCAUAUGUCACAAUUAUUAAAACUCACAGAAACAAAGAUGGAUGAACCAUUAUUAAAUUAUUACUAUACAGAAUGGGAUCGUUAUACAUCUGCAAUGAAAUAUAUUAAUAACAUUUUUCAAUAUAUGAAUAGAUAUUGGAUUAAAAGAGAAAUUGAUGAUGGUAAAAAAGAAGUUUAUGAAAUAUUUAUUUUAUCAUUAGUAAUUUGGAGAGAUUGUUUAUUUACACCAUUAAAACAACGUUUAACAAAUUCAUUAUUGGAUAUAAUUGAAAGUGAAAGAAAUGGUUAUCAAAUUAAUACACAUUUAAUUAAAGGUGUUAUAAAUGGUUAUGUUAGUUUAGGAUUAAAUAGAGAGAAACCAAAGGAAACAAUUUUACAAGUAUAUAAAUCUGGUUUUGAAGAAUUAUUUUUAACAGCAACUGAAAAUUAUUAUACAAAUGAAUCUGCUAAAUUCAUCUCUGAAAAUAGUGUAGCUGAUUAUAUGAAAAAAGUUGAAACUAGAUUAAAUGAAGAAGUUAAAAGAGUUCAACAAUAUUUACAUCAAAAUACAGAAUCUGAAUUAAUUGCAAAAUGUGAAAAAGUAUUAAUUGAAAAACAUGUUGAAGUAAUUUGGAAUGAAUUUCAAACAUUAUUAGAAAAAGAUAAAAUUCCAGAUUUAACACGUAUGUAUUCAUUAUUAUCAAGAAUACCAAGAGGUUUAGAACCAUUAAGAACUACAUUAGAAAAACAUGUUCAAAAUGUUGGUUUACAAGCAGUUUCAUCAAUUGCAACUAAUGGUGUAAUUGAACCAAAAGUUUAUAUUGAAACAUUAUUAAAAGUAUUUAAAAAAUAUAAUGAAUUAGUGACUGGAGCAUUUAGAAGUGAUACAGGAUUUGUAGCAUCAUUAGAUAAAGCAUGUAGAAGAUUUAUAAAUGAGAAUGCAGUUACAAUAGCAGCAAAAUCAUCAUCAAAGUCACCAGAGUUAUUGGCACGUUUUACAGAUUUCUUAUUAAAGAAAUCACCAAAUAAUCCAGAGGAGUCAGAGAUGGAACAAUUGUUGAAUGAUGUAAUGAUUGUAUUUAAAUAUAUAGAGGAUAAAGAUGUUUUUCAAGAUUUCUAUUCAAAGAUGUUGGCAAAACGUUUAAUUCAUGGUACUAGUACCAGUGAAGAUUUAGAGGGUACAAUGAUUGGAAAGUUAAAAUCAACUUGUGGUUAUGAGUACACUUCAAAGCUUCAAAGAAUGUUUACAGAUAUGUCAUUGUCAAGAGAGUUAUUGGAUCGUUUCAAUAAUCAUAUUGAACAAGUGGAGAGAUCAUCAUUGAAUAUUGAUUUCAGUGUAUUGGUGCUAGCAACCGGCUCAUGGCCAUUGCAACCACCGUCCACCAAUUUCUCAAUACCAAAGGAGCUUCAAGCCUGUGAGCAAUUGUUUCAAAAGUUUUACCAAAAUCAACAUUCUGGUCGUAAAUUGAAUUGGUUACAUCAUUUAUCAAAGGGUGAAUUGAAAACUAAAUAUUUACAAACUAGUAAGAGUGGUUAUACUUUACAAUGUUCAACCUAUCAAAUUGGUGUACUCUUACAAUUCAAUCAAUAUGAAACUCUCACCUCUGAAGAGAUUCAAGAGAGCACCCAAUUGAUUGAUUCCGUUCUUAAGGGUACUUUAACCUCUUUGGCAAAAUCAAAGAUUCUCUUGGCUGAUCCACCUCUCGAUGAUGAAGAGAUCGCUAAAACCACAAAAUUCUCUUUGAAUAAACAAUUUAAAAAUAAAAAAACAAAGAUUUUCAUCAAUGUUCCAGUGUUAACUCAAGUCAAAGAAGAAAUUGAUUCAAUCCAUAAAACUGUCGAAGAGGAUAGAAAACUUCAAAUUCAAGCUGCCAUCGUUAGAAUCAUGAAAAUGAGAAAACAAUUGGCUCAUUCUGGUUUAAUGACUGAAGUAAUCUCUCAACUUCAAACUCGUUUCAAUCCAAAAGUUAAUAUCAUUAAAAAAUGUAUUGAUAUUUUAAUUGAAAAAGAAUAUUUAAUGAGAGUUGAAGGUAAAAAAGAUCAUUAUUCUUAUGUUGCUUAA
Molecule: messenger RNA, 2313 nt
Organism: Dictyostelium discoideum AX4
Lineage: Eukaryota; Evosea; Eumycetozoa; Dictyosteliales; Dictyosteliaceae
Gene: culA
Product: cullin A
Exons: 5
Coding region: 1-2313 (770 amino acids)
Biological process (GO): protein ubiquitination; ubiquitin-dependent protein catabolic process
Cellular component (GO): cullin-RING ubiquitin ligase complex; SCF ubiquitin ligase complex
Molecular function (GO): ubiquitin protein ligase binding
Source: RefSeq, a predicted model, not a curated record